AUGAGUGGAAAGGCAGAUUUGAUCAACUAUGCAGUGGUUUACGCGCUCCAACACACGCUGCUGUGGGUGUUCGGUUGGUCCGAGCUGAGCUACGUCGGUUGCCACCGAUCGAAAAGCCGGCAAAAGUAUCCGCAGUCACCGGAUGGACAAACGGUUGAAACGUGGUCGAAAUCCUCCCUUCGAUGGCUGGGUGUCGGGUUGCAUUUCAUUACGGCGCUAGCCGCGUUUCUCGCGGCUUAUCGCAUGGUUUGCGAUUCGAAGGGACCGGUGCGUUCCAUUAUUGAAGCAAUCUCGAUGCUGACCGUGUUUGGCCUUCAGAUGUACUCCGCGCGUCACCGUGUGGAUCACGUUUUUCUGUUUUCGUUCUGGGCAGUGCGCCUGCUGGCGCUGACGAUGGAGCUCAGCGAUUGGUGGAACACUUACGACGUGCUCCAGAGCACGCUGGCCUUACUGUGGCUGGCCACGUGCAGCGUGCUGGCAGCGAAGAAUCGGUCGGUGCCCCACGAUACCCUGCCGGAACCGAAUCUCAUCCGGGAACUGUACUUCUCAUGGCUGGAUCCCAUGUACCGUGAGGCUCAGCGUAGUGACUCACCAUUCCACGCGGGAAAGCUUCACAAUCAAUUGCCGGACGACCGACGUUGCCGGGUACUUUUGGAGUGGUUCCGUCGACGGGCACCAAAACGACAGUACGCGGCCUUGAGUGAAAACGACGACGAAGAAGAAGGUGCCGAUCGAGGACUGACGAUCGCACAACUACUGGGCCCGUUCCGAAGGGAUAUCUGGAUCGCCGGCAUCAACCGCUUCGUUCUGAUCUCCUUCUACUUCCUUUGUCCGUACCUGUUGAGCGUGCUGCUGGAGGAAGACCAAUCACAGCGUAUCCAGAAGUGGGUAGUCGCCAGCAUGUUUUACACGUCGAUUGCCAUUGCAGUACUGAACACUCAAUACCAGCAUGCAACGCGCGACAUAGGGCUGCGCAUCAAAUCCGUCCUGAUGGGCAUGAUUUACGAAAGCAUGACCGACAAGGUGCCUCCCAGAGGAUCCAGCACUGUGAUGACCACUGACACGGGAGCGUUCAUCACACUGGUGCAGGACCUCCACAUGAUGUGGUCUGGCCCGCUAAUUAUCGUCGUUACGAUCAGUGCUCUCUGGCUAGUGAUAGGCCCUAGCGCUCUGGUCGGCGUCAUACAGAUGAUCUUAACGAUCGCCAUCACAAAGUGGCUCUCGAAGAAGCUGGCCUUGUUGCAGCGGGAAAUGAAGCGCUGUCAGGACGAUCGCGUCCGGCUUACAACCGAAGCGAUCGAACACGCCCAGCAAAUCAAAUCGGAACAACUCGAAUCUUGCUUCGAACAGCGUAUUGGCGAGCAUCGGACAAAUGAGUUGAGAUACUCGCUUCGCAGCAUAUGGUACGAGGCCACCAAGCAACUGCUCAGCAUCGUAACACCCAUUCUGGUGGCCUUCGAAACGUUCGUGUUCAUGGAGCUCGUCGGCAGCGGAUCCCUGCUUACGGUGCGAUCAAUGUUCGUGGCGAUCGCGCUCUUCAACCUCACGCGCUUCCCGAUGACCAUGAUACCGACCCUAUUCACCAGCUGGAACAGUGCCAAAGUAUCGCUGGAGCGCAUUAAUGUGUUUAUCCGCGCAGGAGUGCACGGAAUCGAAUCGGAGACAGCGGUCGAACCAGCGGGAUCGUCCCAGGAACGGUUCCGCAUGGUUUCGCAACAAAUCACUACGCUCAUCUCAACUCAAGUGCUGAAAUUGGAAAGCGCAAACUUUGCAAUCGGUGAUAAACAAAUAUUGCACAACAUUACACUCACAGUGCUUAGAGGGAGCUUCACUGCCGUCUACGGUACGCACGGCGCAGGGAAAACUUCUCUCCUCCGGGCGAUCCUUGGCACGAUCUCUCAAACAACCGGCAAACGUAUGGUGGGCCCAGGAAAUUUUUCAUACUGUGCCCAAACUCCCUGGAUCCAGAACGAUACCAUCCGCAACAACAUCCUGUUCGGUCAACCGUACAAUCGGCCCUGGUACGAGGAAGUCAUCGGUGCUUGCUGCCUUGAAAAGGAUUUAAGGACCUUCCCCGAUGGAGAUGAACGUGUGAUAGGCGAGGGAUCGCUUUCAGGUGGUCAGGCACAGCGCGUCUCGCUUGCCCGGGCCAUCUAUCACGAGGCCAAUGUUUACCUUUUCGACGAUCCGCUCCGAUCGCUCGAUAACAACAUUUCCCGGAAGGUCUUCCAACGGGUAUUUAAUCGGAAGACCGGUGUGUUGACAGACAAAACGAUAAUUUUCGUGUCCCACAACCUGGACCACCUGCGGGCCGCCGAUACGAUCGUUAAUGUAACCGAGGGACACAUCAAGCUGUUGGAAACAAGAGAAUUCGUGCAGCACUAUGCGCAAGAGGACGACGUAGAGUCAACGAACGAUUCGAAGGAAUCGUUGAAACGGAACAAAACAUUACACAAAUUGCUCAAACAACAGACGAAGCUCCGGAAGCCGUCUGAGAAACGAACUGAACACAACGUACAAGGAACUGUGCCUUUUAAGAUUUACCGUGAAUUUGGACGCCUGCUUGGUUGGUGUUGGAGUUGGGCAAUCAUUGCACUGGAAACUGCGGUGACCAUCCUGGACAUCUACGUCACUGUACUGCUAGCCGAAUGGGCUUCGACAGAACGCACGUCCGAGGAAUCGGAUCGGAAGAGUAUCGCGGCGAUAUGGUUCGUUGCCCUGAUCUUAACCGUUUGGUCGAUCUUGCUGUUUGUCAAGACUGGGAUGCUGCACGCUCGGGGUAGAUCAGUGGCCAAGCUCGUCCAUCGCAAAAUGCUCACCACCGUGCUGCGGCAACCGAUGGAGUUCUACGACAGCACCGAUUCCGGAGUGAUUGUGAAUCGCUUCUCGAACGAUCUGAACAUCUUGGACUCGUGGAUCAUCGUGAACUUGCGCUCAGUCCUGAGCACAUUGUUCAGCGUACUUGGCACACUGGGCCUGUUCGUGUACAAACUUAGCAGUGUCCAGAUUAUGUACACUUUUGUCACGCUAGCAGGUGUGGCAAUACUCAUGUGCGGUCUAUGUUACCUACUAAGUUACCACUUGCGCGUAGCGCGAACCUUAAAACGCUUCGAAGCUAGCUCGCGAUCGCCGAUCGUGCUGCAGUACAACGAAACAGUACAAGGCAUUGAUACGAUCAAGGCGUACGGAGCGGAAAGCCGCUUCCAUGAACAGUUUGUCGAGAAAGUGAACCGACAUCAAGGCUACGCCUACCAGAACCUUGCCGCCAGCCGGUGGAUCGGAAUACGGUUGGAGUUUGUCGGCGUAAUCAUAAUCUACUCGGUCACGCUAGUCACCGUAACGUUCCAGUCCAAGGUGGGCUUGGCGUUCGUUGGUAUCAUCGUGAGCUAUGUGCUGCGGCUGAUACCCUCGCUCAAUGCACUGCUGGUGUCGGUUGGUCAGUUCGUAGAAAACGUAAUAUCAGUCGAGCGUCUCUCACAGUAUUUGGAUCUUCCGUGUGAGCCCCUCGACGGAGGUCUACCAGUUCCGGGCGGAGGGCUUUCGCGGGGAUCCAUCGAAUAUCGUCACUUCUCGCUCACGCACGCCGACGGAUCGAAGGUCCUGGACGACAUAAACAUCUCGAUUCGUUCCGGUGAAAAGCUGGGAAUCAUCGGCCGGACAGGGGCCGGCAAGUCGAGUUUAAUCGGAGCACUGUUUCGGUUCUACCCGCGGCAAACGUCGGGAGCGAUACUGCUAGAUGGUGUCGAGUUGGACCAAAUUUCACUCAAAAGCCUUCGCAAUUCACUAACACUUGUUCCACAGAGCACCACCUUGUUCACGGGGCUGGUGCAAAGCUUCGUCGACCCACAGACGCAGAAUUCGAGUGAGAAAAUUAUUUCCACCCUAGUCCGUUGUGGUCUCAGGCACGUAACACUCGGGGCGGCUCUCGAGCAGCUGUCCGUUGGCGAGCGACAACUGCUGUGCCUGGUUCGAGGACUGCUACGGGACACACCGAUCAUCAUUUUGGAUGAGGCCACAUCGGCCGUGGACACUGCCGCAGAAGCCAGCAUUCUGCAAGUGAUUCGUGAACACUUUCACGACCGUACCGUGCUGAUGAUUGCCCAUCGGCUGCACACCGUCCAGGAUUGUGAUCGUAUCGUUUGGAUAGAGGACGGCAGAAUCAAGAAACUGGCGGUGUCUGGCGACUACACCGACGGCGACUGGAGUGCGCUACAAUCGGGCGAAUAG
Molecule: messenger RNA, 4227 nt
Organism: Anopheles cruzii
Lineage: Eukaryota; Metazoa; Arthropoda; Insecta; Diptera; Culicidae
Product: ABC transporter C family member 8-like
Exons: 4
Coding region: 1-4227 (1408 amino acids)
Biological process (GO): transmembrane transport
Cellular component (GO): membrane
Molecular function (GO): ATP binding; ABC-type transporter activity; ATP hydrolysis activity
Source: RefSeq, a predicted model, not a curated record